AUGAUACCACAAGAAAUCCCUCGACCUGCAUCUACACCUGCGUUAUCGUCACCGCCGUCUAUUGUACAAGAACUACAGCAGCAAAGGUCCGCAAGUAGCGUAUCCUCUGCCAGCACCCUCAAAUCCUCACCUACAAUGCUUGGCACUUCUCCUCCAACUGUUCUCCACCACGACAACAAUGAAAACAGCAGCAACAGCAGCAAUAAGGGUCAACAUUGCUACCCUGUUUGCCGCCAGAAGCAUACCAUGUCGCAGAGUGAGGAAGCAGCUUCACAUACCGACAGCUGGAUUGACGUAAGCAGUGUUCACUCUCUUCCGACACCAGCUCUUGGACCGCAAGAAAUUGUUGGUGAUGAUGUGCCAUCUGAUAUGUCUCAUCAAUCAAAGCAAACCAAUGGCUUUCAUCGACAGCAGCAGCAACAAGAUGAUCGUCGUACUACUCCUCCAGUCGAUGAUAAUGUCGACGAGCGUGGCAAUCCUGCCGCAUGUAUCUUUGUUGCAAGUUUGACUAAAGCAAAGAAUGACGAAGAGCUCAAUAUUUCGGUGUCAAAACAUUUCGAACAAUGGGGAGACUUAUUGAACGUCAAGGUGCUCAAGGAUUGGAUGGGUCGCCCUUAUGCUUUUGUCCAGUUUGUGCGUACUCAAGAUGCCCUGGUGGCCCUUUCAAAGGCACCUGGAACAUUAUUGGACGGCCGUAACAUCCGUUGUGAGCCCGCACGUGUCAAUCGCACUUUAUGCAUCACUUCUUGCGGACCCCCUUUGAUUGUCGAGGAAAUUCAAGCUGAAGUGGCACAAUAUGGCAAGAUCGAAAACAUCACCGUCCUCCACGGAUAUCCUACUCCCAACGGCGGUCUGGGAGACUGCGCUUUUGUAAAGUACAAUUAUCGUGAUGAUGCCAUCAAGUCUUUUAUUAAUCUGUCAAAAAUGACCCAAAAGUGGUGGGUUGAAUGGGCAUCCAAUCUUGACACAGCUGUCGCUAAUGUCCCUGUUACCAGGCCAUCUGCCCUUGCACUGCAAAGUUCCAGACACCUGAAUGAUCGCAAGAGCAUCUUUAUUGGAAACUUGCUUGAAGAAGUGACCGAAGACGAGCUCAAGGGCCGUUUCAAGCAAUACGGUUCGAUUGAAUAUGCCCGAAUCAUACGCAAGACAUAUCCAUUCAAAUGCACAUUUGCGUUUAUUCGCUACAAGGAGGAUUCUGAGGCUAACAAUGCCAUUCAAGCUGAGAAUGGACUCAAAUGGUGUAACAAGAAAAUACGUGUAGCGUACCGCGAACCACGCGAUUCAGCGUUGCUUUUCGGUGGUGGCGUCAGCGGUGCCGGAGGCUACAAAGUACAGUACGGACGUACGGCUAUGGAACGACCACAUCCACCUGGCUUGGGCCACCCUGCUUCAGAUCAUCAAUAUCUAGUGUCAUCGCCUGGCGGCAAACAGCGUCGUCCUUCCGCCACCAAUGGGCACAUCAACAACAGGAAGCAAGGAGGAACUGGCUCUUCGUCGAGUGAAAGAACCGGUCUCAAAAAGAGCAUCCACGGCGAAAAGCAUGCAACUGACGAGACUCAUCAGCAGUCUCAGCAACAGCUCUCAGCAGUUUCCGGCGAUGGUGAUGCUGAUGCUGGGCACGAACAACAUCAGCAACGCACCAGCAAAGAUUACAACGUCAGCGGAAGUAAUAAGAGCAACAACAAAGGAUGCAGACAACAGCAGCAGCAGUGCAUUACUCCACCACACAAUACUACUAGCGCUGGUGGUAACAAAACCUCCACUACUCCGCCUCCUCCUGGAUACAGCGGCUAUUACAGCAACCAUCAACAACACUAUCCACAAGGUGGCAGCGGCGGCAGCGAUUUCUAUCAUCAUCCUCUAAACACUCAGCAGCAUAACCAGUAUGUGAUGCCUGCCCAUCCACCGACCGCAGCAGUUCCAGGCUACUAUGACCCGAACAUGUAUUGCCCUCUGCCUCCUGGAGGACUUAUGUAUUCGAAUCCGGAAGACCACCACCAGCAGCAACCUGUGAUGAUGCUCGGAUCGAUGCAAGGAACAACAUCAGCACCUGAAGCCAAGAAUGGCACCAUCUCCAGCGGCAAUAAUAUGUUCUAUGUUCCGGGCUAUUAUGACUACUCUGGCACAUAUUAUCCUUGUUAUUCACCAGUGCCGACAGCACCAACGGGUCUUGCACCAACCACUUCCAUGGGUGCAGGAGCUCCUUCGCUGACUUCAGCCAAUGCUGCAAAUGGGCCUUUUGUCGGCAAUGGACUUGGAUCGGCCGACAGCGGUAAUAAGCAACAACAACAACAACAACAAACACUGCGAUCCUCGGUUACUGGCGGCGGAUAUUACUAUAUGCUACCACCAACACCACAUCAUUCUCUGCAAUAUCCGCAGGCCAUGCAACAAGCACCCCAUACCGGUCCUGCUAACGCAUACAUUUGUCCAGCGCAGCAGUACAACGCGAGAGGCUAUAACAACAACAGCAACAACGGCAAUAUGCAUUCGCUUUCACAGACACAUGAGCGACCUAAGGAUCAUAGCAAGCAUCCCCAUCCAACCAACAAGCAGCAACAACAUAGCAGUGUGAAUGCUACGCUAUCUAUGGAUCCCAAGAAUCGGAAGAAGGUUAACAAUACAGUGCCGCCCCAGCCAUCGUUGCAACAACAAGCUAACAAAACCAAUGACCCCGCUGGUACUACUGGAUCUGGUCAUCACUAUCACCAUAACGGUGUCAACCAAGCGCACAAGACCAUCAAGACCUAGUUUGUUGUAGUCGGUCAGUCGAAAGCACAAAGUAACAAUAAAAUCAGUUGUUGUGAAGAUUGAAUAGCAA
This is a messenger RNA of Zychaea mexicana, 2821 nucleotides long. RefSeq lists its product as uncharacterized. The record is from RefSeq and is a predicted model, not a curated record. NCBI's taxonomy places the organism in Eukaryota, Fungi, Mucoromycota, Mucoromycetes, Mucorales, Lichtheimiaceae. Gene Ontology annotation, molecular function: mRNA binding; snRNA binding. Bases 1 to 2751 code for a protein of 916 amino acids. Gene Ontology annotation, cellular component: U12-type spliceosomal complex; precatalytic spliceosome. Gene Ontology annotation, biological process: mRNA splicing, via spliceosome. The transcript is spliced from 9 exons.